Messenger RNA from Nematolebias whitei (Rio pearlfish), 3540 nucleotides. RefSeq names its product FYVE, RhoGEF and PH domain-containing protein 6. Gene Ontology annotation, molecular function: metal ion binding; guanyl-nucleotide exchange factor activity. The transcript has 20 exons. The record is from RefSeq and is a predicted model, not a curated record. Gene Ontology annotation, cellular component: cytoplasm. The annotation marks the transcript as partial. NCBI's taxonomy places the organism in Eukaryota, Metazoa, Chordata, Actinopteri, Cyprinodontiformes, Rivulidae.
UCAGAGACCCUUAAGACCAACGGGCUUCUUAAGUCACAGAAUGGAGUUUGGCCGAGCAAGAGGCCUGAGUGGGGUUACGUUAUUCCUAUUUGCCUCUGUAGGCAGGACAACUGCACAUGCAUCAGAAGCCCAAAGGUUGAGCAAAAGGAGAAAAACUUUAAAACGUCUCACAACAACCAAAAAGAAGAAAAUGGAAAGACUGUUCCUUUAUCGCUUGACAAACAGAAUAACAACCGAGCAAAACCAGGCAAUGUUCAGUGUCAGGUGACAAAUUCUUCUUUGACCAGUGCUUGUGCCAUUAACCAUAAACUCAAUGAAAGAUUUAAUAUAAAUCUAGACUCUGAGACCACCAGUCCUGACCAGACUUCUGGACCAUCUCUUCCUCAUAGAACACAGAGUGAUCAGAUAAGUGAUGCAAUACUUCAGGGUGGAGUAGGAGGAAGACAAGCAGAUGAUGGCUUUGGCUCAAAGCAAACCAAUGUUCUCCAACAUAUACCACACCCAGGACCUAUUCGGAAGCCUCCACCUGUACCUGUAACACGAAAACCCAAAACAGCUGCUCCGUCUCAUCAGGAAAUGGUGGAGAAGGAGAGGGAGGAGACCUCUAUCCAGGAAAGGAGGGAAAGCAUUGUGUCAUCAGACGGAAAGGACAGCCCAUCCCCGUCUGUCAGCAUACCUGAUAGUGAGAACAAUCAACCAGUUUAUCUGUCUGCAAGAAGAGCUUGUCCUCCACCAGCCCCACUGCCCAGGAAAAAACCUGAUGCUACAAAAGCACCCGCCUCUGCUGCUCAAAGACCAUCUGAGGAUGUGGAGCAUGCAAGGAUGCAAGUUUUGCACACGCAGCCCUGUAAGAUAAAGGAAUCUAUCGGCAAAAAGAGUGAAGAGAUGCAGAAGAAAGUAAGAGAUGAUAAGGAGGGAACGCAUCCCAGUCCUUCUUGCACUUUUCUCAAUCGGACGGAGCUCAGCAAGACUCCCACCAUGACUCCUGCAGCAGAGGUGAGCGGGACGGGUCAAGCAUCUCAAAAGAAGCCUCGUAGACACAACAGCUCGGUGGUUUUGAGGCAAUUCAAUGAACCCACUGAGGAGAAAGAAGUAGGUGAAUCCCAAGACCUCAAGGCCAGGCAAGUCAGUACUUUAUACAAUGGUGCAUUGAAGGAGAUGAUGACAAGGGAGCUGCCGUCACCACCAGUUGAGACGUCCAGUGAAGGCAUCAAGCACUCUCGCUUCAGCCCAACAAAGAAAUCCAAGUCCUUUUCUUCUGCUGACUUACAGAGUUCUGAUGGACACAAGGGGAAAACCUUACGGAGGAUCCUGGAUUUGAAGCUUCGCAAGAAGAAGACGACAAAAGAAGAUGAGAAUCCAUACCACACUGUGAUUGAUUUCAUUGGAAGUGCGCACAAGGAUCGUGAUGCACAUCAGCGUUUUGCUGAACAUCCCGAGGUAGAACCUAAACUCUCUCCUCAGCUAAUAUGGGUUGAACAGAGCGUUGAUGGAGAUGAGUUUACUGCCGGAUACAAAGAAGAUCCAGUAUAUGACAACUCAGCCAUCUACGAUGAGAUAUCGGACUAUGAGAAUGUGCUUGUGGGAAAGUUGCCGUCUCCUUCACCGGCUACUUGCAGGAAGACCCAGCCGAGCCCCGUGUAUGAUGCUGAGAGCAUUUAUGAGGAGCAGGAGCCAUAUUUGUCCCUCGUGAAAAACUCACUGCUGAUUCGACCACCAAUAGAGUUUGACAGAUGUUCAGGCGAUGAGGACGUGACUGUCUUUAAUGACACCUUCUCAGAGGAUGAUACCGGAGCCAACUCCUCAGAUGAUGAUGACGACGAAGAAGACAGCAGUUCUGUGUCAAGUAAAGGUGACCCCGAGCAGUCCGAAGGAAGCAUGGUGCAUAUUGCAAGAAAAAAAAGCAAUAUACAACACAUCGCUACAGAAAUCAUGUCCUCUGAGAGUGUGUUUGUUGACGUUCUGAAGCUUCUGCACGUGGAUUUCCGAGAGUCGGUGAACAAAGCGUCUCAGCAGAGCGGAAAGCCGGUGAUCGAGGAGCGUCUUCUCAACCAGAUCUUGUACUACCUGCCACAGCUGUAUGAGCUCAACCAAAACUUGCUCAUAGAGCUGAAGCAGAGAGUGACUCAGUGGGAUGAGGACUCCCAGGUUGCUGACAUCUUCCUGAAGAAAGGGCCCUUCUUAAAGAUGUACUCCACCUACAUCCGUGAGUUUGACAAGAAUGUGGCUCUACUGGAAGAGCAGACCAAGAAGAACUCUGCGUUUGGGGCAGUCGUCAAAGACUUUGAGGCGAGUCCACGCUGUGCCAACUUGGCUCUGAAGCAUUACCUACUGAAACCAGUUCAGAGAAUUCCUCAGUAUCAGCUGCUCCUCACAGACUACUUAAAAAACCUGUCCAAAGACUCGAAUGACUACAAAGACACUCAAGCUGCCCUUGCUUUAGUGAAAGAGGUGGCUAAUCAUUCCAAUGACAUCAUAAAACAUGGGGAUAAUUUCCAGAAGUUGAUGCAGGUGCAGUGCUGUCUGAGUGGCAACCAGGAGAUAAUCCAGCCUGGACGGAUCUUUCUCAAAGAGGGUGUCCUGAUGAAGAGGUCCAGGAAAGUGAUGCAGCCCAGAAAGUUCUUCUUGUUUAACGACGCGCUGCUUUACACCAUUCCUGUGCAGUCAGGACAGCUGAAGCUUAAAAACAUGCUGUCACUGUCUGGGAUGAGGGUUAGCAAACCGAGUCAGGAGGCCUACCAGAACGAGCUGAACAUCGAGAGCGUGGAGCGCUCUUUCAUUCUCUCUGCCAGUUCUGCCGCGGAGCGAGAUGAAUGGCUUGAAGCCAUUUCCACAGCCAUCAGUGAACACACCAAGAAGAAAAUUAGCUUUACUUGUGCUAAUCCAGAUGAGGACCAACUGGGGAACGUUGGUGACGGUGCAGCGUUGGGAUCCAAAGCUCCCAUUUGGAUCCCUGACCUGCGGGCCACCAUGUGUAUGAUCUGCACCAGUGAGUUCACCCUGACGUGGAGGAGACAUCAUUGCCGUGCGUGUGGAAAGGUGGUGUGCCAGAUUUGCUCCUCAAAUAAAUGCUACCUUGCUUACUUGAAGAACCAGCCAGCACGAGUGUGUGACCACUGUUUUGAUACUCUUCAGAAGCAAAGUGCAAUGAACUCCGCAGCUGCAACUCCAGGAACCAGAGCUACCUUUGCAUUCAGCAGGAGGCAGAAGAGGAUCCCUGCCGCCCUCAAAGAGGUGACUGCAAACACAGGCACCUCCUCCAUGAGUGGGUACUUGAUGAGGUCCAAGUUGGAUAAAAAGCAGGGGAAGAGGCUGUGGUUCGUCAUCAAAGACAAAGUCCUGUACACCUACGCUGCCAGUGAGGACGUUGCCGCCUUAGAGAGUCAGCCACUGCUGGGCUUCGUGCUGAAAGCUGAAGUUACAAGGAGCAUGCAGUUUAAGCUCUACCAUCAAAACAAGCUUUACUACAUUUUUAAAGCUAACGACGUCCAAACAGCUCAAAGAUGGAUCGAGUCAUUUAAAGAAGCCACCGUGUUGUAA